CGCAGGUCAGGAGAGAAGGUUGCGGUGCGCGGAGGCUGCGGGGACGCAGGCCUCGGCGGGUCGCAGGCCUCGGCAGGUCGCGGGAGUUUGGCGCCUAUUUUUUGUUGCUCGGGUGUUCUCGCCCGUGAUUGGGCCGCGGCGCGGCGUCCGGGUGCGCGGGUUGCGGCGGCUCCGUCGACCCUGGCUGGGCCUGGGCGGCGCCGAGCGCGGCUGGCCUCCCUGGGGAUGGGCCACCAGGAGUCCCCGCUGACCCGGGCGGCGGCUGGCGGCGCGGCUUAUGUAAAGCGGUUAUGUAAAGGGCUCAGCUGGCGCGAACACGUGGAAGGCCACGGGAACCUGGGAGCCCGGGCCUCCUCCGCGAGGGCCGCCGCCGCCGCCGCCGCGGGCCCACAGCCUGUCGCCCGCCCGGCCCGGGCCACCUCCUCCCGCGCCGCUCGGUCCCGGGGGCGGCCCCGGCUCGGAGCGGACCAUUUCCCGGCGAGGGCUCCCGGAGGCAAACGCGCCGCCCGGAAGUGGAGCGGCGCCGGCCAGGUAAGGGCUAGCCGCGAAGCCCAAGCUACCCGCCGCUCCCGCGGCGCCGGGGCGGGCACCGGGGUCCUCGGUGCGUCGCGCUGCGCGAGGUGGAACUUUCAGCCAAUCUCCUCUACCCGCUACCCUGGGGGACUUGGGUCGGCCCGUCGGGCUCCGCAGUGGCUUAAUUCAAUGGACUGUUUACACCCGGAGGACGUCACAAUCCAAGGUCCCGCUCCUCCGCGUGCCGGGGCCGGACGAAGGGAUGAGGCAGUGGGGACCCGGGCAGCACCGUUGCUGCUCCCCCCGCCGCCCGCAGCCAUGGAAACGGGGGAGGACGACGGCGCCCGUCGAGGUACACAAAGCCCGGAGCGGAAAAGGCGAAGCCCAGCGCGCAGGGCGCCCAGCGCGAAGCUGAGGCCGGCGGCUGCGGCCCAGGCAAUGGAUCCAGUGGUGGCCGAGGCCCCGGGCGAGGCCUACCUGGAGGGGCGGCGGCCCGAGGGUGGCAGCGGGUCUACGCCUCCCCGCUACAGCCUGUUGGCGGAGAUCGGGCGCGGCAGUUACGGCGUGGUUUACGAGGCAGUGGCCGGGCGCAGCGGGGCCCGGGUGGCGGUCAAGAAGAUCCGCUGCGAUGCCCCCGAGAACGUGGAGCUGGCGUUGGCCGAAUUUUGGGCCCUGACCAGCCUCAAGCGGCGCCACCAGAAUGUCGUACAGUUUGAGGAGUGCGUCCUGCAGCGCAACGGGCUCGCCCAGCGCAUGAGCCACGGCAACAAGAGCUCGCAGCUUUACCUGCGCCUGGUGGAGACCUCGCUCAAAGGAGAAAGGAUCCUGGGCUACGCUGAAGAGCCCUGCUAUCUCUGGUUUGUCAUGGAAUUCUGUGAAGGUGGAGACCUGAAUCAGUACGUCCUGUCCCGGAGGCCAGACCCAGCCACCAACAAAAGCUUCAUGCUACAGCUCACGAGCGCCAUUGCCUUUCUGCACAAAAACCACAUCGUGCACAGGGACCUAAAGCCAGACAACAUCCUCAUCACAGAGCGGUCUGGCACCCCCAUCCUCAAAGUGGCAGACUUUGGACUGAGCAAAGUCUGUGCUGGGCUGGCACCUCGAGGCAAAGAGGGCAAUCAAGACAACAAAAAUGUGAAUGUGAAUAAGUACUGGCUGUCCUCAGCCUGUGGUUCAGACUUCUACAUGGCCCCUGAGGUCUGGGAGGGACACUACACAGCCAAGGCGGACAUCUUUGCCCUGGGUAUUAUCAUCUGGGCAAUGAUAGAGAGAAUCACUUUCAUUGACUCUGAGACCAAGAAAGAGCUCCUGGGGACCUACAUUAAACAGGGAACUGAGAUCGUACCUGUUGGUGAGGCACUGCUAGAAAACCCAAAGAUGGAGUUGCACAUCCCCCAGAAACGUAGGACUUCCAUGUCUGAGGGGAUCAAGCAGCUCUUGAAAGAUAUGUUAGCUGCUAACCCACAGGACCGGCCUGAUGCCUUUGAACUUGAAACCAGAAUGGACCGGGUCACAUGUGCUGCUUAAAAUUCAGGGCUGAACAUCUUGGGUGUUUUUAAACUAGGUUGAUCCCUCGGGACCCACAGUCUCAUCAUGUCUCACAAAGGACGGCAGAGGUACAGGUGGUGGCUUGACUGGUUGGCGAUCUCCCGACAGCUGGAUCUCCGGCAAUGUGAAGCUUUUGUUUGGGUCCUUACCCCCACCCCCAUCCCUGCUUUUAGUUUUGCCCCCCUCCUCUUUCAUUUUCAUUUUUUAAUUUAAACCAUCCAGACUUCUGAAGAGCAGAAAGCUAUGCUGUUGACAGGCACCAUUUCCUGAAAGAAAUUCAAUGUGGACAAAGCA
This is a messenger RNA of Chinchilla lanigera (long-tailed chinchilla), 2355 nucleotides long. RefSeq names its product serine/threonine kinase 35 (gene Stk35). Gene Ontology annotation, cellular component: cytoplasm; autophagosome. Gene Ontology annotation, biological process: autophagosome organization; protein autophosphorylation; peptidyl-serine phosphorylation. The record is from RefSeq and is a predicted model, not a curated record. The transcript is spliced from 4 exons. Gene Ontology annotation, molecular function: ATP binding; protein serine/threonine kinase activity. The coding region runs from base 226 to 2040 and encodes 604 amino acids. NCBI's taxonomy places the organism in Eukaryota, Metazoa, Chordata, Mammalia, Rodentia, Chinchillidae.